Messenger RNA from Chaetomium strumarium, 955 nucleotides. RefSeq lists its product as uncharacterized. The record is from RefSeq and is a predicted model, not a curated record. The coding region runs from base 170 to 706 and encodes 178 amino acids. Lineage: Eukaryota; Fungi; Ascomycota; Sordariomycetes; Sordariales; Chaetomiaceae. The transcript has a single exon.
UCAAGAGAUCCCGGGUUGCGGUAGAGUCCUGACAGAAACGUCCGUUUUCAUCCAACGACGAAGUUAGCAUCUAUAAAAAAAAACCGCCACAUCAAACCUGUAGCAUUCGGACGUCACAACUCUACCAUUGUUCGACCCCAAACACCCCGUCGAAAAGGCUCCCAAUAAAAUGCUUCUCCUCGGCCUAAUCCCUCUUCUCCUCUGCCUGCCCUCCCUGGGAUUUGGAACAGCAACCACCACGUCCUCAACACCAAUAAAACCAUGGGAAAUCUCCCACCUCUCAACAUUCUCCCCCUCCGGCCGCCCAGACUCCUCGCCCUGGGCCGUGGUGAACCUCACGAUCUCAGACCCCAACGACACCAGCGUCUCCCCGGCAACCUGUGUCAGACAAUGGAACUUCGGCAACGAAACACCUUACGACAAGGUCAUAGCCUGCUCUGAGGUCCCCGGGGGCAAGUGGACCUUUGUGAUGCUCGAGGCGGACGGGGCGGACGGGGUGACGCCGAGCCCGAUUACCAAUUUUGGAGUGAGGUUUGAACUGGAGAAGAAGAAGAAGAAGAAGGAUGGAGGUGAGAAAUGGGUGGGUGACGCGAAGUUUGUGGUUGGGGAGAAUAUGAGUGGGCUUUGUGCGGCGAGCGGGUUUUGUUCGUUUGGGCUGAAGGAGGAGCUGGCGCCGUUUGCUGUGAGGCAGGUUCAGGUUCGUUGAUGGUGGCAGGAGUCAAGAAGAAAUGGGAGGGUCGGAAGCUUGGGAGGCUUUGUGAUGCAGUGUCGUCGUGUUGUUUGUGUCUUCAGGGGUUACCGAGUUCAGAGGUUGGUCAAUCUUGAACACAGGGAGCUUCUUUGUAUUCCACAUUACUUAACCAUGAUUACCUUAUGUUAAAAAACUGUGGAUUGACAAGCGUGCAAUAGCGUCAUCGCAGUCUCUGUAGCCAAGCAGGGCCGCCACGGCCACAUC